Molecule: messenger RNA, 987 nt
Organism: Adineta steineri
Lineage: Eukaryota; Metazoa; Rotifera; Eurotatoria; Adinetida; Adinetidae
Source: the annotation of a GenBank genome assembly
AUGUUAGAAAGUUCAUCAUCUGUAUCAAUUGGAUUAAAAUGUUCUUGGAAUGGUAUAUCAAAACAAGGAAUAAAUAUCAAUAAUUGUGAUCAAUCGAUUUUAGAAGAAGAAUUAAUUCUUCUAUCUGGACCAUAUGGUGAUGAUGUUGCUUUUGUUAAACAAUCAAAUGAUCAAAUAAUAAUUGGUUUAUCUGAUGGAGUAAGUGGAAAUCGUCAUCAUGGUCUUGAUCCAUAUAAAUUUGCUCAUACAUUAAUUAGUUCAUGUGCACAAGAAACUGAUCAAAUUCAAGGUUCAUCAUCAAUGCGUGGUCUUGUUCAUCGUGCUAUACGUUGUGUUGAAAAACGUUCUAUAUUUGGUAGUGCUACACUUUGUUUAUUAUCAAUUGAUAAACGUUGUUCAUAUCUUCGUUCACUUAAUAUUGGUGAUAGUGGUUUUAUGUUAAUUAGACAAAAUAAAUUAAUUGUUCGUUCACAUCCACAAUAUCAUCGUGGUUCAUCACCUUUUCAAUUAUCAUCUAUUCCAACAACACAAGUAUUUUCAUCAAAUACAACAAGACUUUAUCAUGAUAAACCAAGUGAUGGAGAAUAUAUUGAACAAAAUUUAGAAAUAGGUGAUUUAUUAUUAAUUGCAUCAGAUGGACUUUUUGAUAAUCUUUAUGAAGAUUUUAUUGUUCAAAUCAUAAAUAAUCAUUUAGAUGAACAAAUCUCAGUGGAAUCAUUGCAAAAUAUUUGUCAAAUGCUUGUUCAAUCAGCAUGUCAUGCUCGUAUAAAACGUGAUGAUAUUCUUGUAUUAUUAUUUUGUGUUGUUCCUUGCUCAUUAAAAUCAACAAGUGAAAAAAAUGGUAAAACUACAAAAAGUUCAUCAUGUUCAUCAUCAGAUUCAUCAUUAUCUUGUAUAUUAGUUGAACAAGAAGAAAUCGAACAAGAAGAAAAAGAAGACGAAGAAGAAGAAUCAUUCGAUUUAUUUAUAUUUAAAGAUACAAAUUAG